AUGAGGCUACCCACAGCUUCCCUUGUUUGGAGCGCUCUUGCUAGCGUAGCACUCGGAUUGACCGCGAGUGAAUGGCGCAGUCAAUCAAUCUACUUUGUGCUUACGGAUCGUUUUGGAUUGACGAGCAAUUCCACCACGACUUCUUGUACUGCCGCUGAUGCAGUAUACUGCGGUGGUAGCUGGCAGGGUUUGAUCAACCAACUCGAUUACAUCCAGGGUAUGGGCUUUACAGCCAUAUGGAUAACACCCGUAACCCAGAAUUUUGAAGGCAACACCCAUGAUGGUGAAGCUUAUCAUGGCUACUGGCAGCAGAACGCUUACGCGACGAACCCUCACUAUGGUACUUCUUCAGACUUGCUCAAACUUUCCAACGCGUUGCACGCACGAGGAAUGUACCUCAUGGUCGACAUUGUGGUGAACAACAUGGCAUACAAUGGAGUGGGCACCAACGUCGACUACAGCAUUUUCAAUCCUUUCCCAUCUCAAAGUUAUUACCAUCCCUACUGUCUGAUUUCCAACUAUGACAACCAGACCAAUGUUGUGGACUGCUGGGAAGGAGAUACCUAUGUCUCUUUACCGGAUCUCGACACUACCCAGACAUAUGUGAAGAAUACCUGGAAUGCGUGGGUCAAGUCAUUUGUAGCAAAUUACUCCAUUGACGGACUUCGUAUCGACUCCGCAAAACAUAUCCAGAAGGAUUUCUUCGCCAAUUUCGAAGCUUCAGCUGGCGUUUACUGUAUCGGAGAAGUGUUUAACGGCGAUCCAGCAUUUGUAUGCCCGUAUCAGAGUGUUAUGAGCGGAGUUUUGAAUUACCCAAUCUACUGGCAAUUGCUCUACGCCUUUCAAUCUACCAGCGGCAGCAUCAGCAAUUUGUACAACAUGAUCAACACCGUAAAAUCCGAUUGUGUCGACACAUCUCUCCUCGGAAACUUUAUUGAGAACCACGACAACCCUCGAUUCGCAUACUACACGAGCGACUACUCUGAAGCCAAGAACGUCAUAUCUUUCAUGUUCCUGACAGACGGUAUCCCAAUCAUGUACUAUGGACAAGAACAGCAUUACAGCGGAGGAAACGUUCCACUUAACCGCGAAGCUCUCUGGCCAUCGGCCUACUCGACCACUGCUCAAUUGUACACUCAUACUGCAAGAUCAAACACCAUCCGCACGCUGGCCAUGUCAAAAGACUCUGCUUACUUGACUUACCAGAAUAACCCCAUCUAUCAAGACUCCAACACCAUCGCAAUGCGCAAAGGCACAACAGGCCUACAACUAGUCACCGUCCUCUCCAACCUCGGCGCAAGCGGUAGCUCAUACACCCUCACCCUCAGCGGCAGCGGCUACGCAUCUGGCACUCUGCUUACAGAACUGUACACAUGCACCAACGUCACCGUUAGUUCUAGCGGCACCAUCGCCGUGCCCAUGACCUCUGGCUUACCAAGAGCAUUUUUGCCCUGGUCAUCUGUGUCCGGUAGCUCGAUCUGUAAUAGCCGUAGUUCGGGGUGCACAGCCGCAUCAACGGUUGCGGUCACGUUCGAGGAAGUAGUCACCACUACAUACGGCCAGAAAGUCUAUCUCGUCGGAUCAAUAAGUGCACUCGGUUCUUGGAGUGCAUCCAGUGCUGUCCUGUUGUCGGCGAGUCAAUAUACCGCGUCUGACCCAGUGUGGACUGGCACGGUGAAUUUGCCAGCUGGCGAGUCGUUUCAGUAUAAGUUUAUUGUUGUGAACACUGAUGGCAGUGUUAAGUGGGAGAGUGAUCCCAACCGGAGCUAUACUGUGCCGACGGGUUGUCAGGGGUUGACUGCCACUGUUGAUGAUACUUGGAGGUGA
Talaromyces marneffei is the source of this 1827-nucleotide messenger RNA. RefSeq lists its product as uncharacterized. NCBI's taxonomy places the organism in Eukaryota, Fungi, Ascomycota, Eurotiomycetes, Eurotiales, Trichocomaceae. Gene Ontology annotation, molecular function: alpha-amylase activity; starch binding; calcium ion binding. The record is from RefSeq and is a predicted model, not a curated record. Gene Ontology annotation, biological process: carbohydrate catabolic process. The transcript has 9 exons. Bases 1 to 1827 code for a protein of 608 amino acids.